AGGUUUCAUGUGAUCUAACCCAUGCCACACCCCACAGCAUCAGGAGGCUGUGCAUCACUGCGGGGCCUUGGGGACGUGAAGGCCUACAGGGGUUUUCCCCAUCUGCCUGCUCCCUCGGGUCCUUCACACCACAGAAGAUUUCACCUUCCCCUCGUGCUGGCUUCCUUCCCUACAAUGGCUACAGGUGAAGAGAUCGCCCCUGUCCUGCAGGACUCGUGGGGGGACUUCUGGCUCUUCCGUUUCUUUGUUAAUGCUGCUGGCUAUGCGAGUAUUGUGGUACCAGGCUUCCUCCUCAUCCAGUACUUCAAGAGAAGGAACUACUUGGAGACAGGCCGAGGCAUUUGCUUCCCUGUCAUCAAAUCGUGUGUGUUUGGCUCUGAGGUGAAGUCUGUACAUCAGGAUGAUGGCUCCCUGCCACCCCGAGCAGAGCCCACAGAGUCCUCCACAGCCCGACAGGUCUUCAAGCUGCUCUUCUGUGCUGCUGGUCUACAGGCUUCCUACCUCACAUGGGGUGUCCUCCAGGAGCGUGUGAUGACCAGAACGUAUGGUGCCACUGAAACAGACCCUGGUGAGAAGUUCAAGGACUCCCAGUUCCUUGUGUUCAUGAACCGCAUCCUGGCCUUCACAGUGGCUGGUCUGUACUGUGCCCUGACCAAGCAGCCACGCCAUGGGGCUCCUAUGUAUAAGUACUCCUUUGCCUCCCUGUCCAACAUCCUCAGCAGCUGGUGUCAGUAUGAGGCACUCAAAUACAUCAGUUUCCCCACCCAAGUGCUGGCCAAGGCCUCCAAAGUGAUCCCAGUGAUGAUGAUGGGCAAACUGGUGUCACGCAAGAGUUAUGAGUACUGGGAGUACCUGACUGCUGCCCUCAUCUCCGUGGGGGUCAGCAUGUUCCUGCUCUCCAGUGGUCCUAACAGGACAGUGUCCACUGUCACCACUUUCUCUGGCAUAGUGCUCUUGGCUGGCUACAUAAUCUUUGACAGCUUCACCUCCAACUGGCAGGACGCUCUCUUCACCUACAAGAUGUCUCCCGUGCAGAUGAUGUUUGGCGUCAAUGUCUUUUCCUGCCUUUUCACCGUGGGCUCGCUCUUGGAGCAGGGUGCCUUGCUGGAGUCGCUGCGCUUCAUGGCUCGCCACUCGGAGUUCACCGCCCACGCCGUGCUGCUCUCCGUGUGCUCUGCCUGUGGCCAACUCUUCAUCUUCUACACCAUCAACCAGUUCGGGGCAGCUGUCUUCACCAUCAUCAUGACACUCCGACAGGCCUUUGCCAUCCUCCUCUCUUGCCUCAUCUAUGGGCACACUGUCACUGUUGUGGGUGGGCUGGGCAUAGCCGUUGUCUUCAUGGCCCUCUUUCUCCGUGUCUAUGCCCGCAGCCGCAUGAAGAAGCGCAGUAAGAAGCUCCCGCCGGGGGAGACCCCUGUACAAAAGGUCUAAGGAAGCUGAGGCCAUGGCAUCUAAGCCAUGCCCGCUGUCCUAUCUCCACUCGAGGGUAUUUGCUUGAUUUCUCAGAACCCACUGAGGAGAAGAGUGGGGUAUGGAUAGGCAGGACCAGUGACUCAGUUUUCUACCUGCUUUUCCUGGGAAAGGGGCUGGAACAAGCCCAGGAAAUGCUCUGGGCUGAUGCAGCUCUAAACUUUUCCAUUUGCCUUAAUAGGUCAAAGACUUACAGCCAAGGCACAGGCCUGGGAGCACACCAGCAUGGGGCUGCUGGUAUUCCUGCCUCACCUCUGUCUUGUGGCUACUCCCCAAAGUCAGUGAUGAACAAGGGAACUCCUCCCUGGCACUGUCUUGCCUUUGGCUAAUGUUCUUCCAGUUCUGUUAGUAUUACAGAGCCUGGCAGAAGGAAAGGGCAAGUAAAACACUAGGUUUCUUUUUGAAACACCUCUGAGUGAGGCAAGUCCCAAGCUGAACCCAUCAAAGGGUGAGGAGCGCUCUUCCUCCAUUCCAGGAGGGGCUCUGGGUAGUACAGGCACAGCUAAGGGAAAGACUCGCACUCUGUCCUACCCCAGGCCUGGGAUCUGCUCUGGGACGGCACUGCAAUGAAAGCCAGUACCUCCCCAUUUGAUUUUAUCAAUUCUUUGCCCCUGCCACAGGACGCUUUCCUUUGCUUCCCUCAACCCAGGCUGAUUUGUAUGCAGUACCUGAGCUGGACAGUUCCCAAGGCUUGCAGAGUCCUUUGAGGUUGCUUUUUGGUUACAUCUGCUGCUGGUACUGGCCAUAGGCUGCGCUGCCCAGAAGCCCCAGCACGGCCUUGGGGUUCCUCAGUGCCACAGUUUCUGGGCUUGGCAGUUGCCAUUCAGACAAGCACAAACAACCCCUCUUUUUCCUGUCACUUGGAGGCACUAGCCCUGGUUUUCCCAGGGGCUGGCCAGAGUCUGUGCCUGGAGGGUUGGGACAUGGGGCAGAGCCCGCUUGCGGUGCCUUGUUCCUGCUCCACAGACAGCAGGGGAUGGAGCAGUGAAAGCUGUUCUUCCCCAGAAGCCUGGGUUUUAUUGGAUAAUCCUUUUCUCAUCAACACAACCUGCCUGAAAAACCAGCAGGUUUUGGUACUUUUCCAAGGCAACCUUUUUUCUCUUUUUAUUUUAUUAAAUUAAAAAUAUGCUGCAUAUAGUG
Cinclus cinclus is the source of this 2610-nucleotide messenger RNA. RefSeq names its product solute carrier family 35 member B2 (gene SLC35B2). The coding region runs from base 22 to 1431 and encodes 469 amino acids. NCBI's taxonomy places the organism in Eukaryota, Metazoa, Chordata, Aves, Passeriformes, Cinclidae. Gene Ontology annotation, biological process: transmembrane transport. Gene Ontology annotation, molecular function: 3'-phosphoadenosine 5'-phosphosulfate transmembrane transporter activity. Gene Ontology annotation, cellular component: Golgi membrane; endoplasmic reticulum membrane. The record is from RefSeq and is a predicted model, not a curated record. The transcript has 4 exons.